Molecule: messenger RNA, 2640 nt
Organism: Aspergillus steynii IBT 23096
Lineage: Eukaryota; Fungi; Ascomycota; Eurotiomycetes; Eurotiales; Aspergillaceae
Exons: 6
Coding region: 27-2462 (811 amino acids)
Cellular component (GO): microtubule; membrane; cytoplasm
Molecular function (GO): GTP binding; microtubule binding; GTPase activity
Source: RefSeq, a predicted model, not a curated record
CAAUUUUUCCCCCAAAUACUCAUAUCAUGGCUUCCUCCGCGCAAGACGCCGCCCUGAAUCAGCUGCAAUCGGAGCAAUCCAAGCUCCUGGAUCGAGUGGACGAGCUCCGCACGAUCGGCGUCGGCGGUCUCGUGGAACUCCCCCAGCUGAUUGUGUGUGGGAAUCAGUCCAGCGGCAAGAGCUCCGUUCUCGAGGCCAUCUCGCGCGUGCGAUUCCCAGCCAAAAUCAGCGUCUGCACUCGCUUCGCUACGGAGGUCAUCCUGCGACGUCACCAAACCGAGACCAUUAAAGUCUCCAUCGAGCCCGGGCCGUCGAGAACGGACGAGGAAGAACGAAAGAACCUCAAGUCCUUUUCCUCCGACGCUUUUGAGAGCGACAAUGACUUGGGGAAGUUAAUUGAAAAGGCCCAAGAGCACAUGGGCAUGAACGAUGAGGCUGACCCCGGUUUCAAAGACGAUGUCCUCAAGGUGGAGAUUCUCGGACCUGAUAAGCCUGAACUGACUCUCGUGGAUCUCCCCGGUCUCUACUAUUCCAAGAGUAAGGAUCAGGGCGCCCAGGGGAGGAAGGUCGUGCGCGCUCUGACCGAGAGAUAUAUGAAGAAUCCUCGAAGCAUCAUUCUGGCUGUUAUCUCGGCCAAGACUGACUACCAUCUGCAAGAGGUUCUGGACAUCGCGGAGAAAUACGACCCCCAGCGUGAGCGAACUCUCGGAGUAAUCACGAAGCCGGACACUCUUGAGACUGGCUCCGAUGAGCAAGAGAUCUGGCUGCAGUUUGUCAGGAACGAAAAGAUCCGUCUCCAGCUGGGAUGGCAUGUUCUGAGAAACCGGAAGUCCGAGGAGAGCAGUAUUUCGCACGAGCAAAGAGACGAAAACGAAAAGGCCUUCUUCAGCACGGGGCGGUGGAAUUCUGUUCCUCGCAAUUUUGUCGGCAUCGGUAGCUUGCGCAGUCGUCUCAGCAACAUCCUCCUCAAGCACAUCCGUCGCAAUCUCCCUGCGCUCAUCUCUGACAUCCAAGAGAAGGUCACGGAGCGUCAGCUGAAGCUACAGAAACUCGGUGCUCCUCGCGCCACCAUCCAAGAGCAAAAAGGGUUCUUGCUCAAUAUUAGCAGCGAUUUCGAGCGAAUUACCAGGGAGGCGCUCAAUGGUGGGUACGACCAUGAUUUCUUCGGGGGAUUUGAUCCGGAAUCAAACGAGCAAGACCUCCGACGCCUUCGUGCCAUCAUUCGCGAGUUCAAUGAAUACUUUGCUGAGGCAAUGGAAGUUGCGGGAUGUCGUCGACAGAUCGUUGAGCACCAUCAUAACGACUACAGCAAUCAGCGCUCGUCGAAUCCUUAUUUGGAAACAUGGUGGCCGACUUUCAUCGACCGAAAAACUUUGGAAGCCGAAGUCAGUGAGCAGGCACGUAAAAACCGUGGAAUUGAAUUGCCCGGAAGUCCCAAUCAACGGCUCGUUGGGAUUUUGUUUCGCGACCAGUCCAAACCGUGGGAGGAAAUCGCUAGGAAUCAUCUGAUGACUGCGUGGGACUCUGUGAGGUUUUUUGUGUCCCUCGUGCUGCAGCACUUAGCGGACGAGCACACCUAUGCUUUGAUAGUCGGCACUUUGAUCGAGCCCGAGCUCGAGAAAAUCAGAGUAGGGUUGCUGGACAAGCUCGACGAGCUGACUUCAUACAUCAAACGAGGUCACCCACUGCCGGUUGGGAAGAGCUUUCUCGUUCGGAUCCAGCAAGCAAGAAGGGAUCGUGAGUACCAGAGACUCAGGUCUGCACUCGGGAAGCCUGUUGACUCGCGCACCGAACUUGGCCUCCACGAGCUCGAGCAGGCAUUCUCCAAGCUGCGGGUUCGCGUCGACGAGCAUGCAUCGGCCGAGAUCAUUGACGAGAUGGAAGCGUACUACGAGACCGCUAUCGUGACCUUCGUGGACAACGUCGCAACUCUGGCCAUCGAGAACUGUCUCCUUCGUCCUCUCGACCGCCUGUUCACCAGCCAGACGAUCAACAACAUGGAAGACGACGAGGUCAAACACCUGGCUGCGGAGCCUUCCUACAUCCUGGAAGAGCGAGACCGCCUGAGCGGCGAGUUGGCGAAGCUUCUAGCGGGUUUGCGUGCCUUUGGACCGUUCAACAUUCCUCGACCAACCAUGCCGCCUUUGGCUUUCAAGUCCAAGGCUCCUUCUAAAUCUGCGGAAUCGAAUUCUUCGGGUCGAGAAUCUGUAACUCCACCGAAGCCUUCCUUCUCGUCUAACAGUCCGAGUACAACGUCGUCCACCUCGGAUCCCUUGUCUGAUUCGGAAACUCCUACUGCGCCUUCGUCCAGGGGUUUCAAGCAAUCGAAGAAUAAAUCCGAAUCACCCUUCUCCACUAACUUUUCCAAGAAGACCUCCUCAUCUCCACCGUUUAAAUUUCGAGGAAGCAGCGAUCUCUUCAGCAGGAUGGACCACCCAAGUACCGAGGGCUACAACUCGUAGGAUCAGCCAGUUCUUUAUUGUCUCUUGUUUAAAUUUUUGUCAUGUUCAAGAUUGCUUUGCGGAACCGUUUGCCGUCUUUCUUUUGUUUUCAGUGCGGCGUGUUUCUGUUUUCAAUGUCUAGUCUCAUAUUCAGUUAGUUAACUAUGUUUCCUCUCAAUUCUAGUGAGCCUUAUAAGAC